UUCACUGCGUCUCUUAAUUUCGGAUGAAGGGAAUGAGAAGGGGGUGGGGGGGAUUUUAAUCACUCCUGUCGCUUUAAGGACACUUAUCAGAGCCUUCUUAUGCGAAUAGAAAAUACCACGAGCCACCGAGCAGCCAAAGGGACGGACCGGAGUGGAUUUAUAGGAAACUCAACAUUAUCUCAACUGGAAUAGACCGCUUCAUCGCCUCAUGGAGUUUGGCCACACACUGGAUGUCUUAUUCGGAUCAUUUAGGGAAUAUUGCGCAUAAGUAGCUCUCGGACUUGGGAUCCGUGUGAAGCGCAGAGAUGAAUAUGGGGAUUAUUCACUCACCCAGCAGACAGCACCGAUAGCCUGCGUACUUUCCUGGGCAGGCGUGUUUGUUUCGGACGGAUAGUAUCCAGAGCUCAGUGUCUGACAGCCCUGGAUCAUGGAUCGGGGAGGUGGAAAACAACAGCGACAUGAUUCUCUGUCUGCGGCAUGCAGAGAGCCCCGGCUGUAACAUCGCUUCUUAUUAUUCCAACAAAAGUUCCGAAGCGGCUGUACGGCGUAUAUUUUAACUAUUUCACCGUGUUUUGCACCUGCUUUAGCGGACACCGCGUCGACACAGUGCGGAUUCGUGGCAAAAUAACGCGUCUUCCCACCGCCGGGAGUGGGAUACUUGAACAUUUAUCGUAAUGGAGAUUGGAGAGGUUUACACUGAAGGUCAUUGAGUGUUAUUAGGCUGUGUUUGUUAUUCACGCACAGCGCUAUCUUUGCGUUUUUAGCGCGGCAGCCUGCAAUUGUCAGUUCAGUGUGUGUGUUUGUGAGUGUGUGUGUGUGUGUGUGUGUGUGUUGUGUGUGCGCGAGAGUGUGUGCGUGUGUUGUUAUUACACGGUGCAGCCAGGCGAGCCCCCCGCUGUGGAGUUAUAUUUACAUUUCUUUUCGACAACAUGGAUGGGAAAUUGAAGCAGGGGGGUCGCAGGGCCAAGCGGGAGAGGGUGCGGAGGUUGCGGGAGGCAGGAAGCAGAGACAGCCCCAACUCCUCCUGCUCUGACCGGGAGGGAGGACUCAGUCCGGGGAGGGACGCUACCACCCGGCCCGGUAAGAAGGCGCCGCGCCCCGCAGCCGCCGCCAGAGCCCCGCGGCCCCCCCGCAGGAAGAGACGGGAGUCCAGCUCGCAGGAGGAGGACAUCAUUGAUGGAUUUGCUAUCACCAGCUUCAUCAGCCUGGACCGUCUGGAGAAGAAAGUCGGAGUUGUGAAGAUUCAGGAGAAGAAGGAGCGGUGGAAGGAGAAAAAGGUGGCGAAGCGGCAGAAGAAGGAUGACAAGGAGGAGGUGGUGGAGGAGGAAGAGGAGAAUGUGCAGCCAGUUGAAGAUCCUCUGGAGAAAGGCUUCCUCCAUCACGCCCAGCGGGAGGCGGAGAGGAUGACGGAGCGGCUGCUGAAGAGGACCUACUCCAAGAAGAACAAGAUGAUCAAGCCUUUAACGCUACGUCCGGUCAAAGUGAGCGAGGACGAGGCGGUGAAGGAGCUGAGCCGACCGCACAGGAGCAACUCCAAGGAGCAGCUCAUCGAGAGCUCCCCUCACUCGCUGUCAGGCCGCGGCUACUCGGUGCAGCCAGCAGCAGUGGCCCUCCUCAAGUGUGACAGCGAGAUUGACAUUGACGACAAGGUGUCUGAUGUAGGAUCGGAGAAGCUCUUUUCCCCCACCACACCCAAAGGACGCCUGACACCUGUCACUCAGUCCUAUCAGCGCCUGUCAUCUGCCAUCGCAGGUGGUGAUCUCCUAUCGUCACAUUGA
This is a messenger RNA of Gymnodraco acuticeps, 1778 nucleotides long. RefSeq names its product fibrosin-1-like protein. The record is from RefSeq and is a predicted model, not a curated record. The transcript is spliced from 8 exons. Bases 930 to 1778 code for a protein of 282 amino acids. NCBI's taxonomy places the organism in Eukaryota, Metazoa, Chordata, Actinopteri, Perciformes, Bathydraconidae.